UCGUGUUCUGGGCUCCGGAGUCCGACACGGGCGGGGACCUCAGCAGCUCCCGGUGCUCGCUCCGAGCGGUUUCCGAGCGCCGCUCCCAGGCGCUCAAAAUUCGCCUCCGAGCGCCGAAGAGCGACGCGCUGGAGACCGCCCGCCCAUGAGGCCGGAAGGGGCGGGACAACGCUGCGGAUUGGUCCCUGGGCUCAACGUCAUUUCCGCGCGCCGGGGAGGGCGGGCCUGGAGCGUGAGCCGUUGCUGCUCACUGCGGGGUGGUGGCUGCUGGGCAGGCUGGCGCUCUUACCAUGAGCGAGGCGGACGGGCUGCGACAGCGCCGGCCUCUGCGGCCGCAGGUCGUUACGGACGAUGAUGGCCAGGCCCCGGAGGCUAAGGACGGCAGCUCCUUUAGCGGCAGAGUUUUCCGAGUGACCUUCUUGAUGCUGGCUGUUUCUCUCACUGUUCCCCUGCUUGGAGCCAUGAUGCUGCUGGAAUCUCCUAUAGAUCCACAGCCUCUCAGCUUCAAAGAACCCCCGCUCUUGCUUGGCGUUCUGCAUCCAAAUACAAAGUUGCGACAGGCAGAAAGGCUGUUUGAAAAUCAGCUUAUUGGACCGGAGUCCAUAGCACAUAUCGGGGAUGUGAUGUUCACUGGGACAGCAGAUGGCCGGGUUGUAAAACUUGAAAAUGGUGAAAUAGAGACCAUUGCCCGGUUUGGUUCGGGUCCGUGCAAGACCCGAGAUGAUGAGCCUGUGUGUGGGAGACCCCUGGGUAUCCGUGCAGGGCCCAAUGGGACUCUCUUUGUGGCUGAUGCAUACAAGGGACUAUUUGAAGUAAAUCCCUGGAAACGUGAAGUGAAACUGCUGCUGUCCUCCGAGACACCCAUUGAGGGGAAGAAAAUGUCCUUUGUGAAUGAUCUUACGGUCACUCAGGAUGGGAGGAAGAUUUAUUUCACUGAUUCUAGCAGCAAAUGGCAAAGACGAGACUACCUGCUUCUGGUGAUGGAGGGCACAGAUGACGGGCGCCUGCUGGAGUACGAUACUGUGACCAGGGAAGUAAAAGUUUUAUUGGACCAGCUGCGGUUCCCGAAUGGAGUCCAGCUGUCUCCUGCAGAAGACUUUGUCCUGGUGGCAGAAACGACCAUGGCCAGGAUACGAAGAGUCUAUGUUUCUGGCCUGAUGAAGGGCGGGGCUGAUCUGUUUGUGGAGAACAUGCCUGGAUUUCCAGACAACAUCCGGCCCAGCAGCUUUGGGGGGUACUGGGUCGGCAUGUCAACCAUCCGCCCUAACCCUGGGUUUUCCAUGCUGGAUUUCUUAUCUGAGAGACCCUGGAUCAAAAGGAUGAUUUUUAAGCUCUUUAGUCAGGAGACGGUGAUGAAGUUUGUGCCGCGGUACAGCCUCGUCCUAGAACUCAGCGACAGCGGUGCCUUCCGGAGAAGCCUGCAUGAUCCCGACGGGCUGGUGGCCGCCUACGUCAGUGAGGUGCACGAGCACGACGGGCACCUGUACCUGGGCUCUUUCAGGUCCCCCUUCCUCUGCAGACUCAGCCUCCAGGCUGUUUAGCCCUCCCGGAUAGCUGCCCCUGCCAUGUAAGCCAGGAGUCUUCACACUAAGGCACCAGGCCUGGUCCAGGAGGAGCUGUGGACACAGUCAUGGUUCAAGUGUCCACAUGCACUUGUCAGUCCCUGAGGGAUGGUGGGCAUGGCUGCUUCAUCCCUUGAGGAUGCCCGGGCCCCAUCUGGGCUCAUCUUUCUGUUUAGAGGGAAGCGUAACAUAUCUGCCACCGGGAAGAUAAAUUCAUGUGAAGCAAUUUUCUCUUAAAAAAAAAAAACAAACAAACAAAGCUUUCUAAGUACAAUCAUUCUCUAGGACUUGGGAAGCUCCUUGCACUUGGAACAGGGCUCAGGUAGGUGGAGCAGUAACACACUGCCCAGGAAGUUUGCUGCUGUGGCCCUGUCCUGCGGCCUCAGAGUCCUUCUUUACUAUUAUGUAACGUGCGGUCAUACCUUUAUUGGGGUGGGAAUGGAAGAGCAGAGGGAGGAUGGCCCAAGGGUGUUGAGGCCAGCAGUGAGAGCUGUGUAAGCCAAGACUUGGAACUGUGUUCUCAAGGGUUGUGUGGGACGUGGGCUCUCCAUAGUGUGUAGGAAAAGCAUGUUGACUCUAGCGGCUCAGAGAGGACUUUGCUGGGUUUCUUUCUGUGAAUAUCUCCGCACUGACCAUGCUGGAAUUGGAUGCUUCUGCAAUUUGGGACCUACUGCAGGGGUCCGUUUAGUAACGUCCUGUCUGUAACCUUUGUUGUUGACCUCUAGACCCCAAGAUGUGAACAGUGCACGUGUUAAUGUCAUCUUUGCUCGUGUGUUAUAAGCCCCAAGUUGCUGUAUAUUUUCACAAGUAUGUCUACACACUGGUCAUGAUUUUGAUAAUAAAUAAUGAUAAAUUGACUUGUGCUGAUUAA
Messenger RNA from Mandrillus leucophaeus (drill), 2433 nucleotides. It is a transcript of the gene APMAP, whose product is annotated as adipocyte plasma membrane associated protein. The transcript is spliced from 9 exons. Gene Ontology annotation, biological process: biosynthetic process. The record is from RefSeq and is a predicted model, not a curated record. NCBI's taxonomy places the organism in Eukaryota, Metazoa, Chordata, Mammalia, Primates, Cercopithecidae. The coding region runs from base 291 to 1541 and encodes 416 amino acids. Gene Ontology annotation, molecular function: strictosidine synthase activity.